Glycine soja is the source of this 1872-nucleotide messenger RNA. Its product is annotated as aspartate aminotransferase P2, mitochondrial-like. The transcript is spliced from 12 exons. Gene Ontology annotation, molecular function: transaminase activity; pyridoxal phosphate binding. Bases 152 to 1543 code for a protein of 463 amino acids. The record is from RefSeq and is a predicted model, not a curated record. Lineage: Eukaryota; Viridiplantae; Streptophyta; Magnoliopsida; Fabales; Fabaceae. Gene Ontology annotation, biological process: amino acid metabolic process; biosynthetic process.
AAAUAUGUGAUGUGCGAGCCCGUGGCAAUUUUGUCGUUGACAAAUCAAUACGGUGGGCACUUUCACUUUCACUUCGUUCUCGUAGUGGCCCACUGUUUCCUUCUUCUAUCUCUCUACAAACACACUUUUUAAGUGAUUCGUUCACAGAAACAUGGCUUCGUCGGUUCUCUCCGCAGCUUCGCACUCUGUCUCACCCUCAUGUUCUCUGUCCACCACGCACAAGGGAAAGCCCAUGAUUAGAGACAACACUUUGGGAUUCCACAGAGGACCCAAUUCCUUCUCUAGUUCAAGGUCUAGAGGUCGGAUCUCUAUGGCUGUUGCAGUUAACGUUUCUCGGUUUGAAGGCAUACCUAUGGCGCCUCCUGAUCCAAUUCUAGGAGUUUCUGAGGCAUUUAAGGUGGACAAUAGUGAUGUCAAGCUCAAUCUUGGAGUUGGGGCAUACAGAACAGAAGAACUACAGCCAUAUGUGCUUAAUGUUGUUAAGAAGGCAGAGAAUCUUAUGCUGGAGAGAGGGGAUAACAAAGAGUAUCUCCCAAUUGAGGGUUCGGCUGCAUUUAAUAAGGCAACUGCAGAGUUGUUACUUGGAGCAGACAACCCAGCAAUCAAACAGCAAAGAGUUGCCACUGUCCAAGGUCUUUCUGGAACUGGUUCUCUGCGACUAGGUGCAGCUCUGAUAGAACGAUAUUUUCCUGGGGCAAAAGUUUUGAUAUCAGCUCCUACCUGGGGUAAUCACAAGAAUAUUUUCAAUGAUGCUAGUGUCCCAUGGUCUGAGUACCGAUAUUAUGAUCCCAAGACAGUUGGCUUGGAUUUUGAGGGCAUGAUAGAAGAUAUAAAGUCAGCUCCGGAAGGAUCUUUUAUCUUACUUCAUGGAUGUGCUCAUAACCCUACUGGUAUCGAUCCAACACCUGAACAGUGGGAAAAAAUAGCUGAUGUAAUUCAAGAAAAAAACCACAUUCCCUUUUUUGAUGUUGCUUACCAGGGGUUUGCUAGUGGAAGCCUUGAUGAAGAUGCAGCUUCUGUGAGACUGUUUGUGGCACGUGGCAUGGAGGUUCUUGUAGCUCAAUCUUACAGUAAAAAUCUCGGUCUCUAUGCCGAAAGGAUUGGAGCAAUCAAUGUGGUUUCAUCAUCGCCCGAAUCUGCAGCAAGGGUAAAAAGCCAGUUGAAAAGGAUUGCCCGACCAAUGUACUCUAAUCCUCCAGUACACGGGGCUAGGAUAGUUGCCGAUGUUGUUGGAAACCCAGUUCUCUUUAAUGAAUGGAAAGCAGAGAUGGAAAUGAUGGCUGGAAGGAUAAAGAAUGUUAGACAGCAGCUAUAUGAUAGUAUUACUUCAAAAGACAAAAGUGGAAAGGAUUGGUCAUUCAUACUUAAGCAGAUAGGCAUGUUCUCAUUCACGGGCUUGAACACGAACCAGAGUGACAACAUGACAAACAAGUGGCACGUAUACAUGACAAAGGAUGGAAGGAUUUCCCUGGCAGGAUUGUCAUUGGCUAAAUGUGAAUACCUUGCAGAUGCUAUUAUUGACUCAUAUCAUAAUGUCAGCUGAAACUCUAUCAGAUAUUUUUGGUGAGUAUUAUACCAAUCGAGAGCGAUUGGCAUACAUGAAAAUAUAUGUACCUCAAAGUCCCUUAGGAAAUUUUGUAACUUUGAAACAAAUUGACUCAAAGUAUUGAUGCAUAAUGAGUCAGCUUCUCAGACUUAAAGCUAGUUGAAUCAAAGUACUGAUGCAUAGUGAGGAUGUUCAUCAUUUCAUAUGGGUGAGAUUGAAUAAAUCAUGGUUAACAAUAGUUUCGUUAGUCAUAUGUGCUUGAGUGGUUAGUACGUAUCUUCUUUUGUUAAAUCCUACUUUCAAUAUGAUCGAUUCAUUUAUGUUGA